AGUCGCUUGAGUACGGUUCAUUGAUCGCUGAUCCUAUUUGAACCUUUCUCUUAUUUCACUCAUCGCGUAUCACUAUGGCUGGUCGUGGAGGCGGUGGAGGCGGUCGCAAGACCUUGCUCGCGCCAAUUCAUUUCAUUUUCAAGCUUCUUCAACAACGUUCCACCGUUUCUAUUUGGCUCUAUGAACAAUUGGCUUUUCGUAUAGAAGGAAAGAUCAGGGGAUUCGAUGAGUUCAUGAAUCUCGUCGUUGAUGAUGCGGUGGAGGUCAGGAUGGCUACAAAGACCGAAGAAGAGAAGCGCAGGCCUCUAGGCCAAAUCCUGCUUAAGGGAGAUAAUGUCUCACUCAUCCAAGCUGUUCAGUGAUCAUAGGGGCCGCAGUAAGCAUACGGAAAAGAAAUUUCAAAGAUGUUUUGCCAGGCUACGACAAUAUCUACUUCUCUUUAAUCAUGUCUUUUUACGGGUUGCCGCUGGGAGACACUCUUGCACAUCAAUUAAAUACACGGAGUUCUGACACGAGAGGGAAUUCUUUUUGGGCUACAGAUUAGUGAUGACGGACGAGGCACCCAUUGUCGCCGACGAUGAGAACAUCUACUGGCCAGUCAUGGUUUGCAACGGGUAUCUGUUCGGUCGAGGGCAGAGUUUGCUCCAUGAGAGAGAGGGCAACUGGGCGACGGUUAGGCAAGAAUAAAAAAUUGUGGUUCUUCAUGGAUUGGGAGGGUUCUCUUACCAAGUAAAGGCAUUUUUGGCGUCGUUGUCUUACUCUCAACCUCUUUGGAGUACCUAG
Messenger RNA from Aspergillus nomiae NRRL 13137, 783 nucleotides. Its product is annotated as small nuclear ribonucleoprotein E. Gene Ontology annotation, cellular component: U2 snRNP; U4 snRNP; precatalytic spliceosome. NCBI's taxonomy places the organism in Eukaryota, Fungi, Ascomycota, Eurotiomycetes, Eurotiales, Aspergillaceae. Gene Ontology annotation, molecular function: RNA binding. The record is from RefSeq and is a predicted model, not a curated record. The transcript has 3 exons. The coding region runs from base 75 to 362 and encodes 95 amino acids. Gene Ontology annotation, biological process: spliceosomal snRNP assembly; mRNA splicing, via spliceosome.